Carassius gibelio (silver crucian carp) is the source of this 2724-nucleotide messenger RNA. It is a transcript of the gene lamp1a, whose product is annotated as lysosomal associated membrane protein 1a. The transcript has 9 exons. The coding region runs from base 204 to 1454 and encodes 416 amino acids. The record is from RefSeq and is a predicted model, not a curated record. Gene Ontology annotation, cellular component: membrane. NCBI's taxonomy places the organism in Eukaryota, Metazoa, Chordata, Actinopteri, Cypriniformes, Cyprinidae.
GACUGGAACAUUCUAACUCAUGAUGACACAGUGAAUCUGCAGCCAGACACUGAACGAACGUCGUAACUCCAUUUAUAACCUACUGACAAUCGUAUAAACGCACAUAUAAGCGCGGAUCGUCUUCUGUACUCAGGCUUUAGUACGUAGUGUUCAGCGCUCGGAGUUUAACGCUUCUUCUGACAGACGUCAGUACAGACUGAGGCAUGAUGGUCAAACGGUGUUACGCUGCAGGUGUCUGCUGGACUCUUCUGAUGGGGUUUGUGUUUGCGGCUCAUGCUGUGUCGUUCGAGGUGACUGAUGGAAAUUCCACCUGCAUUAAAGCUGAACUCAGCGCCAACUUCAGCAUCUCCUACAACACCACCAAUGGAACGAGUGUGGUGAGGUUUGCGCUACCGUCCUCCGCAGCAGUGGGAAGCAGCAGUUCCUGCGGAGCCGGUGAUGUUCCUCCAGAGCUGGUGGUGUCGUUCGGUGCAGGUCACGCUCUGGCUCUUGUGUUCUCCAGCGACGGAUCGCUGUACCGGGUCGCCAACAUGAGCCUGCAGUACAAUCUCAGUGACACCGCCACCUUUCCACAAUCCUCCAGCUCAAGAAUUGUGUCGGUGAUGACAAACGUGUCGGAGAUCUCUGCGAGGAUGAACAGCACUUACAGGUGUCAGAGCUCCACGUCAGUCAGUCUGAGCAACGAGGUCAACAUCACCUUCUCAGGAGUUCGCAUGGAGGCGUACAUGAACGGAGCAAACCUCAGCACAAAUGAGAGUGUUUGCAGUGCUGAUCAGACGGUUACGACCGCUGCCCCGACUACAUCACCCAGAACCACCGUUGCUCCACCACCUGUCCCACUGCCGGCACCGGAGCGUGGAAACUACACCAUCACCAAUGGGAAUGGCACUGCAUGUCUGUUGGCGCUCAUGGGGCUGCAGCUCAACAUUACGCACCACUCAAAGUCUCUGAACAAGACCAUCAGUGAGGUCAUGAACCUACAGCCCAACAGAACCACAGCCUCGGGGUCAUGUGGGUUCCCCAGGACCACAGUGGUGCUGUCUGAGGAUCUCACCAACCUCACCUUCACCUUCACACUGAACUUGACCACACAGAAGUUUUAUCUGAGCGCUGUGAAUGUCUCGGCCUUCUGGCUUGACAUGACAGAAAGGUUUGUGGAGGGAAAUGGCUCUCUGAACUUCCUGCAGUGCAGCGUGGGCCGCUCGUACAUGUGCAGUGCGGAGCAGAAGCUUGCCGUGGUGCCCACCUUCUCCAUCAACACCUUCAGACUGCAACUGCAGCCUUUCAACGUCACUGCAAACAGCUUUGCUGCAGCGGAGGAUUGUCGUAUAGAUCAGGAGAACAUGCUCAUCCCCAUCAUCGUGGGAGCCUCUCUGGCCGGCCUGGUGCUGAUCAUCCUCAUCGCGUAUCUGAUCGGCAGGAAGCGGACACACGCCGGAUACCAGACCAUCUGAUAGUCUUUAUCAUCAUCAUUCUCAGUCUUCACUGUGGUCAACUGCAGCUGGACACACUGGAGUGAGAGUGAGUGUUUGCUGUAAGGUCAGAGGUCAGCUGCAGCGGUCACUCGUAUGUGUGUGUUUCGGUGAGGUGAGGUCAGCUGCAGAAGCGUUAAGUGUGUGUGUGUGUGGUCUGUUAUGAAUGAUUGAAUGUGUUUGUGUGAAUGAUGAUUGCUUGAGUUCAGACGUUCAGCACAAACUGAACAAACCAGUUACUCUGACAAACCUUCACUCAUGGACAUCCUCAUCAAAGUCCGCAAAAAUAAUGUUUUAAUUGUAUGUUCUUUAUUAUGUUCCUUUUGUUCUAAACAUGCUAAAUGUUUUCUUUGUGUAUGUAGUCAUUUUAAUUGGCUUUAAAUAAUAUAAUUUUUUGACUACAGCUCAUUUUCAUAAGUGUGUGAGUGUGUGUUCAGCAAUUAAAAUAUGAUUGGCUCAGUAUAAAAACCAUUACAGUGUGUGUGCGUGUGUCUGAUGCUGGCAUAAAAUAACACCUGAUAUGAAUAAUAGAUGUUUGUUCUUGUUGUUUCUCGAAACAUGAAACCUGAAAAGAACCGCUGGUGAAUUACCCAUGAUCCUUCACACGAGCACAUGAUCAGCAGGUGUAAGGGGCCAUUCACACAGAAAGUGUUAGUGCUGAAAGACACGAAACGCUGCAAAAAGCCUUUUAUAAAGUUGAGCACUGCAAAUUGGAAAACGGUGUUUCAUGUACGUGACGCUGAAAAAAACGGUCAAGCACAAAACAAUGGAAAGGCAGCGCAGUAGAAUGAAAACAUGUUCUGUGUGAAUCAACCCUAAAAACUCACUCGACUGAUGAUGAUGGUUUAAUUAAUUGUUUGAGUGAAAAGGGAAUCAUGAUGGUCUGGAAGGAUGGAUGAAUGAAUGAACAAAUGUUAUUUUGUGCUUUUCGAAGACAUUUAAAGGGCGUGCCGUAAUCAUCAGCUUCCUGACAAGAUUAUUAUGAUGAUAGUUCAUCUGUAGAACAGCAUGUUUAAGUAAAUAUCAUGAUGAUUAUGAAGCACACUGGUCAUGUUUCAUGGGUUUGACUUCGCUGAAGUUUCUUUAUCCUGGUGAUUUGAUUGGUCACAAGACUCCAGCGCCGUUUGCUUCGGUCACUGACGCUCACUAAUCAGGUUCACUGGUUUCUUCGGCAAUGCUGUUAUUUUUGUAAUUAAUGUUUGUUUAAUUUUAUGCAUCAGGUUUUGAGGUUAAUAAAUAAAUAAUGACUUGC